GUUUUUCUUUUCUUUGCGGUGGUGGUGUUGUUAUUGGGAUGCAGUGGUAGUGCAGUGCAGUGCGGAGUAGUGCGGAGCAGUGAGUCAGAGAUAGUCAGCUCUCCUUCUCUUCCUUUCAUCCUCCUCCUCCCUACUCCCUCUUGCUUUCUCCACAGGUCAUGGUCUGUGCAUCUUCUGCACUUCUCCAAGAUUCCCUGCUCGCCUUCUGCUCACUCCUCGCUUCCCUACUCCUUCCUCAUGCUUCAUGCUUCUCCCUUUGACGCUGUUUGUGAUGUGGAGCUCGACGUGGGGUUGUAUUGUGCCUGCGAGUCAAGCCUGUGGAGCAAAUUAUGACUUCAGAUUAGGGGGAUUUCGAUCGCGUGCGUGCUAGGGGUGUUGGCGAGGAAGAGGAAAGAGGAGAGUUUGGAGGUGUAUGAGUUUGCGAGAGAUUUGUUUUACGUGGCUUGUCGCAUUUGGGGACGAGGAUUUUGUUAGUUCGAGAGAGAGAGUGUGCAGAAAAAUGAUGAGCUUGUUGGAGCGUGGGACUGUUUUAGCGAGUGGAAGUAUCUUUGUCGCGGUUUUUUAGAUUCUGCAGGUGAAUCUGAAAUGCGGGGAGGAAUGUGUUGAUGAAGAGGUCUGAUUGGUGCAUAUCAUUGGCAUGCAACGUUAAUGAAGAAGGUCCCUCCCCCCGGUUACAUUCCUGUUUUGUGCAAUUGAGGGCGCGGGUAUCUGGUAGGUAGCUCUGAGUUUAUUUAGAUUUGACCAGAGUGACAUCGAGAGUAAGAGGGUGUGCGUGUGUGUGGCACGGGGCCGAGUUUUUGUAGUUGAAGAUUGCUGCAUCACGAACGAAAAAGUGCUACUUAGGUGAACUCUAGUCCCACCGAAGUAGUACAAGUUUACAGGGUUAGCAGCAAUGAAAUUGAGACUGAGGGCUCGGGUGAACGAGUGCACGCAGUUACGCAAUCAGAAUGAACGAUGGCGGGGUUUGGGCACUGGUUCUGGUUGCCGGAAAAGAUCCUGCCUGUUCAAGCACACCGUGACGAGGGCGUGAGGGGCUAAUCUUCUCGGUCAGGAAAUACGGCAGAGGGGAUGGACGGUGCAUGUUCCCCAAAUUUCGAUAAACUCAGUCGUUUUGAGCUUGAGGCGUGAGCUUUGACUUGAGCUACCGUUUGAUAACCGGAAAAUGUGGAUUUGAUCUUGAAAUUUUCCUCAGGACGUCAAUUGUUCUAUUUGCUGGGGGAAUGCGUGAGAUAGAUUUGAAAACAUUGAGAUCAUGACUGGGCCAGUCAUUGUUGCAAACGGUUAAGAGUAUCAAGAGCAAGAGGAAACCGUGGACUGAGAAGGGAAGCAGAGAAAAAAAAGCAGUUGUGUUGGGACACGGCUUGGGUUGAGUUUAAGUGGAAAAUGCUGGAUACUGAAGAGGGCCCGCCGGCCGUUCACUACCGUUCCGGCGAGGAUAGUGGGGAAGAGGGGCUUGCGGUUCUACCCAGACACACGAAGGUCCUGGUCACGGGCAAUAAUCGCACCAAGUCUGUCCUUGUGGGACUUCAUGGAGUUGUUACCAAGGCCGUCGGUCUUGGAGGGUGGCACUGGCUGGUUCUCACAAAUGGCGACGAAGUCAAGCUUCAGCGGAAUGCCUUGAGUGUAAUCGAAGCUCCUUCUGGUCACGAAGAGCAUGACGAAAAUGAAGACAAUCCGUUUUCUAGUGGGACAAGUCUAGAAGAUAAUGUUCCCCGAAAUGCAUUCAAGCCAAGAGUUCAGCUGCGAAAGCCGUCUAUGACAAUUGCACGUCGUCCAAGUGCAGCAGAUGAGGAUGUUCUAGCAGCCGAACACGCAAAUUUCAACCGGAUGUUUGAGAAGAGAGACGAGGUGGAUGAGGGAACAAGUCCAACUUCCAAUGCUUUACCGUUGGUGGACUUGAGUAAGCUGGAAACCGCUGCACUGAAGAGAUACCGAAGGCACUUUAAACUGGUGGAAGUUGGUCCAAACUCAACCAAGGAGCAGCUUCUGCAUGCUGUCGGUCGACAUUUCAUGUCACAAGAACUGGACGAGGCACAGGUCAUUGCCGCGUUCAUGCAGGCUGCAAAGCGUCCAAGGGCAUAACCCGACAGCUCUCAUACAAUUUAAGCUCAUUUCUACGAUCUCCACAUGCUUGGAAAUCGGGUUUCUGGUGGCAGGGAUGAGGAGCAUACGAUAUAGUUGAGUGGAACAACCAACCUCUGUCGUUGGAUGGUCAGUAGAGUCAACCCUACGUCUCCUCCGGAUUCUAUUGUAACAUAGACAAGACUCGUAUCUGUGAAACUCUUCCCUGGGUUUUUACACAGAAAAGGGGUCCUACUGUAGCCAUUGUCAUUGGAUGAACCUUUUUGGUUACGUCAUUAGUUCCACCAUUUGUACAGAAGAAGCUCGGAUGAGCAGAGGGGGUGGUAGUGUGGUAUGUCUAACUAAUUUCUUAGUUACCUUUCAAUUGCAGUGUACAGAGGAUCAUUUGAUGCACUUGUAGCAGUCUGCUCCGCAUCAACUGUUUUAUUCAAGGAAUAGCAAACGCCCCGUACAGAUCAAGCAAAGAAUUCUGAAGGCUACCCUUGUUCUUUUAUGGGAUCUCACCACCUUGAUGCCCAAGGUUGUAUAUUCUUACUAAUUAAAGGAAGACUUCCCUUCUGUACACA
Molecule: messenger RNA, 2648 nt
Organism: Physcomitrium patens
Lineage: Eukaryota; Viridiplantae; Streptophyta; Bryopsida; Funariales; Funariaceae
Source: RefSeq, a predicted model, not a curated record